UUUAUUUUGAAAGCUCCCGGCGCAGUCGCAGGGAGUUCGGUUGCACUCGCGUCAGGCCUGUGUCGGCGUGCGGUGAUGCCACCGGAGCAUCCGGAGCCCAGUGCGUUUCCCCGGCGGUGCACAACAAUGCGGCGCUGGAGAUAAAACUUCCCCAGCGAUGUCAGAGCCCUGAGCUUUCGCGCAACUUUAACCCGAGAAGAUGUCAGAUGUCACCAAAACCGUCCAGAAAUGGCACGCGAGUUUUAAAAAGGGCACGGACUUUGAUUCGUGGGGGCAGCUGGUGGAAGCCAUCGAUGAAUAUCAAAUACUUGCAAGGCAUCUUCAGAAAGAAGUGCAGUCGUCAAACUCGCACGCUUUCACAGAGGAACAGAAGAAAACCCUGGGGAAGUUUGCAACAUGCCUUGAGAUGCGACGUGCAGCCUUACAGUGCACACAAUCUCAAGAGGAGUUCAAGUUAGAAGACCUGAAAAAACUGGAGCCCAUUAUUAAGAACAUUCUGACUUACAACAAAGAUUUCCCUUUUGAUGUCCAACCAGUGCCUUUGAGGAAGAUUCUUGCACCGGGUGAGGAGGAGAACCUGGAGCUGGAGGAGGAGCUGGACGCUGGGACUGGAGCAGGUUCAACUCCAUCAUUCCCUUCAAGGGUUCCAGGUACGCUGUUGCCACGGUUACCCUCGGAGCCAGGAAUGACUUUGCUCACGCUGACGAUAGAGAAGAUCGGUCUGAAAGACGCAGGACAGUGCAUUGACCCGUACAUUACAGUCAGUGUUAAAGAUCUGAACGGUAUAGACUUGAACCCGGUUCAGGACACGGCAGUGGCCACGCGCAAGGAGGACACGUAUAUUCAUUUUAGCGUGGAUGUAGAAAUCCAGAAACAUCUAGAAAAACUACCAAAAGGUGCAGCUAUUUUCUUCGAAUUCAAACACUACAAACCCAAGAAAAGAUUCACUAGCACGAAGUGUUUUGCUUUCAUGGAAAUGGAUGAAAUCAGACCAGGUCCCAUUGUUAUAGAACUGUACAAGAAACCGACUGACUUCAAGAGGAAGAAACUCAACCUCCUGACAAAGAAACCACUUUACCUGCACCUCAACCAGACUUUGCACAAAGACUAAACCGAGAUCCGACGGACAGCAGUUAUGUUUCUCAGAUACGUUUGGUGCAUCACCUCUAACAUUCCUUGCAAUAUCGGACGCUUUUCUUCAUAUCUCCAGUCUGAAGUUUGGCACACAGCCUGAUUUCUCCGCGGUGCUUCAUCUGAGACAGAAAUGAGUGUUAGAAAUGGAAACUGGAAAGUGUGUACAAAUGAUGUUGAUUUCUGAUGGUCACAGAUGGAUAUAACAACUUCCCAUUGGUUUUCAUACUUUGACUGCAUUAAAGAAACAGCUCGCGCUCAUCUUCCAAACCUGUAUGCUGUUAUUAUCUGAAAGUCUCUUUUUCAUGAAAUGUAAACAGAGAAAAAAAGACAACGCACCAUUAGACAUCAAAAAAAUAUAUCUGUUUUAUGUUUUACAUUUUCUGAACCCAUUUGUAGACUUAAUAUUAAACUGUUAUUCAGUGAAAAUCUCCAAUAUUUUCUAAUAGGUAUGUUGUUCGGUUAUGAUAUGUGUGAUUCAGUGGCUGUUUGAUUCUUAAAACCAAUUGAAUCUGAACAUAUUUGGUUUGUUUUUUUGUAUGCAUAAGUACUGUGGGGAAAAAACAGCAUACAAAUUUGGAAUAACAUGAGGUGAGUAAAUAUCGACAGAAAAUAAAUCCUUUAUAAAUGUUUAACAGGCAAGUUUAUUGCUUUUUUAGAGUAUGCAUUGCUUGCUAAUGCUAUACAUAUGGAGUAAAUGAAAACCCUUAAAAAACAACAACACUAUAAACAUCUCAAAUAUAUGAGAUUUCUUUACACUUUUUGUUCUGAACAUUUUUAUGUUGGGCAACUGCUCAUCAACUAGCUAAUAUUAACUUAGCAUACUUUAAAAUAAUGGUGUUUGGCUCAGUAGCAUCACUUCAAAUCUAUCACAAUGACCUUGUAGUACUGUUUAAUAGAUAUUUUAGAAGUUUAAUUGAGUAUGAAUCAGAAAAGCCAGUGAAUAUGAACUUGAUCAUGUGAGAGGAGAAACCAGAGCAGUUUUAGCAUCAGCAUGCCUGUAAUUAGCUGCACACUUUGCUCUUUGAUGAAUAGUUCAGUCUGGUUAGUUUGAGGAAAUCACUUACUUCAGGUUUAGUUUCUCAAACAGUUUUAACCAGGUUUACCAAAGGAUUUCAGAAAAAGUUUGACAUAUGAGCUAGGUUCUGUUUUGGAGACUAGCCUAACUUUUACUGCUUAUUACACUUUAUCACAGGAAAUUUCCAGAUUAUUAUUUUUUAUAAAAGGAAAAAACUAAAGGAGAUGCUUUUCCCACAUCGGUUUUGCCAGUGUUGGAGUCUUGGAAUCAACUAAAUGGUUAAAAAAAAACUGUAUUCAUCAUGUUGUUUUAAUGGCGUGUGUAUCAUCACACAUCUUUUUCGAAUGUCUAAUUUCUAAUAAAUGAUAAUGCUGCUUGA
Cyprinus carpio (common carp) is the source of this 2528-nucleotide messenger RNA. It is a transcript of the gene aida, whose product is annotated as axin interactor, dorsalization associated. The record is from RefSeq and is a predicted model, not a curated record. Gene Ontology annotation, cellular component: membrane. Gene Ontology annotation, biological process: determination of ventral identity. Gene Ontology annotation, molecular function: phosphatidylinositol binding. Lineage: Eukaryota; Metazoa; Chordata; Actinopteri; Cypriniformes; Cyprinidae.